This is a messenger RNA of Girardinichthys multiradiatus, 2756 nucleotides long. RefSeq names its product Rab interacting lysosomal protein. Gene Ontology annotation, cellular component: ciliary basal body; cytoplasm. Gene Ontology annotation, biological process: cilium assembly. The record is from RefSeq and is a predicted model, not a curated record. Gene Ontology annotation, molecular function: protein dimerization activity. Lineage: Eukaryota; Metazoa; Chordata; Actinopteri; Cyprinodontiformes; Goodeidae. The transcript has 8 exons. Bases 296 to 1585 code for a protein of 429 amino acids.
GUUCCUGCAGCGGGUUCACAACAGAACUCUGCCCAGCCUUGUUCCACCACACCGCUUCUUGUAGGGUUUCAUAGGAGACCUAACAUUAAGUAAUUGAGAGCUGGGAACGUGAGCAGGCAUGUUGGCAGCGUACGUUCAGCCUAUUGCGCUUUAAUGUGCACACCAAAGCAGGCGGGUGUUCAACUUUUUCGGGAGAUUUAACUUUCUCUGUUUCACUUUCGCAUCGAGCGAACGAGCCAGCUUUUAGUGGGGUGAGCAUGUGAAGCGAACUCCGACUGCUGCUGCAGAGGACAUCAUGGACACGGACACGGAGACCAGUGUCCCGCAGGAGUCCUGCUGCUUCAACAGGACCUUCUCCGCCCUAACCGUCGACGAUGUGUACGAAAUAGCCAAGCUGGUCGGCGCCGAGGUGGAGAAGCUUAUCGACGGCUACGGCAAAGAGAGCGUCGAGGGUCUGGUUCCGAAGAUAGUGAAAGUGCUGGAGCUCCUGGAGAGCUUCGCCUCCCGGAACCAGGCGUUCGGUCUGAGGGAAGACGAGCUGCUGAAGACCUUCGAGCAGAUCCAGCUACAGCAGCAGAGGAAGCGCGGGGCGAAGGACAGCGACGACGGCAACGAGAAGAAUGAAAUACGAGAGCUGCAGCAGAAGGAGGAACAGUGGGAGAGGAGAUGUGAGGAGUUGCAGAUCCAAGUGCAGCAGCUCCAGGAGGACAGGAAGGAGCUGCAGAGCAGGUUAGAGGGCAACAAUGCUCAGGAAGAUCGUACUCAGAAGCAGGAGCGGGAGGUGAUGCUGAAGCUGAAGGAGGUGGUGGACAAGCAGAGAGAUGAGCUGAGGGCUAAAGUCCAGGAGAUUGCCACAGUCUCCAAAGAGGUGGAGGCGCUCCAGGAGCAGUUGGACCGCUUCAUGAAGAUGAACUCAGAGUUGCGGCACAGGCAGAACGUGCUGCAGACGCAGCUAAAGAGCAUUGUGGAGAGGAAGGCUGACGUGGAGACCGACCUGAAGGAGAAAAAUAAAGAGAUAGAAAGGCUCCAAACACUGCUAAAUAAUGCCAAUGGAAACAGCCCUUCCAGUCCAAGUCGAGCAGUAAAAGAGUUGACCCAAAAGCCAACCACUGUGCAGGAUGAUUCUAAUCAGCCAUGCUUCACAAAGAAGGAGGUGCGGGACAUUCUGUUUGAGAGGAACGAGCUGAAAACCAACCUCUUCCUGGUGCAGGAGGAGCUCAACUACUAUCAAAGGGAAAUUUUAAAUGAGGAAAGGUGUCCAGGCUUCAUUUUGGAAGCUGUCCGGUCGGUAAUCAAAAAACGAAGGAGGCUGAUAAAGGCAAAGAUGCUUGGGAUUCCUCUCAACGACUGUAGCAUCAGUGAUGAGGAGGAGACGAGUUCUCUGUACAGGCAGACAAAAGAGGACAGCUCAGAAGUAGAUGGGCCUAACAAACCUGCUGAGUCACACAUUCAAAAGCUCUUCGGCUUCCUGACGCGCUCGGGCAGCAGCAGGAGUCCCACCCACAUGAGCAACUCUGCCUCCAGCUGGGAAAUCCUGGGAGAAACAGAGGCCAGCGAGGAGACAGAGCAACAGCCGACUUUCUGAGUCCCACGGAGGGUCUGCAGUGAGAUUCCCUUCUGCUUGACAGCCACUCCUCUCCUCAUUCUGAAACUCGAAACAGAGAAUCUGGUUGUUGGCUCAGCGAAAGGCAGUUUUAUUGCACCCCAAGCUUGGGUAACACAAAACUAAGUAUCUAAUAGGAAAAAGACAUAAGAUGUCAGCAAUUUUAAACAAUCCCAUUGAUUGCCUCAUUUUUUAAGCUCUAUUUCAAUCAUGAAUUUUGCUCAGUAUGACCUUAAACACUGUAUAAAUGGUACAAAGUAAACGCAUUAAGUGGGACACUUGUAAAAUUCUUAUUUUGUAUGGUUCAGAAGUUAAAACAAUCAGUGAUAUGUAUACAUAAAAAACAUUGAAAUAUUUUUAGAUAUUGUGAAAUCUAGCGUAGUAUAUAUAUUUUUAUAUUUAUCCUGAAAGAUUUUCUGCUGAGACCAAAGACAGAGAAAAAUCGUUUCAUUUUUCUCAGCUGUUCAGCUGUUAGAAGAUGAAUCUCCAAAUGAACUUUCAAAUCCAAUAAAAAUUUCCCUUUCCUAGAAUAUUGGUUUGCUUCAGGGUUUCUAAAUUGUCCAGAUGAUGGAUUAACCCAUAUUUUAUGGUACAGAUAUGUUAAGAGAAGUUCUUAUCUGUUCCACAUAGGGGCAUUUUAUUAUAAGUGAAUAUAUGUUUCUAGGUAAUUAUUGAGUUUACUUCAAUAGUUUUCAUGAUUUUAGGCACUUUUAUCCACAGGAAAAAAGAUAUGCUUUUUUACCCCGUAUGCCUUAACUUACUGUUUCUAAUGUUGAAGAUGCAUUUUCCUGCUAUUAAGUCAUUAGUUAGUUGAACAGAGCAACAGUUUUGGCUGGUGUGUAUUCGAUGGUGGUGCCAUAUGAAUGUGAUUGGCUGUUGUUCAUGCCUCUGCAUGGUGAUGACUUCCUUUUAUGCAUGUUUUUAAACCCCACACUUCCAGCUAACAUUUAGGUACAAAGUCACCACUUGUACUGAAUCUGGCCCCUCCUCUAAAUGCACUGUUCAGACAGGUCAGUGAGGGACAAUAAGUGAACACCCAAAGAGACCGUCUUCUGAAACAAAAUGUUUGGAGUUUAUUUUUGUGAAUAAGUUCUUUGGAUGUGAAAUAUCUGCAAAAUGGAGAUUUUCAAUAAAACAUAAAAAAAAAAAAAAA